AUGGCAGGGGAAAAAAUGUCAAGACAUUUGAAUCUUGCAAAUCUCUUGAUUGUAUGUACACUCGUGUUGAGCAUUUUUGCUUCAGAUGUUGAAAGUUUGGGUGUGAAUUGGGGUACCAAAUCUUCGCAUCAACUACCACCUGACACGGUGGUUCAGAUGUUGAAAGACAAUGGAUUUACGAAGGUCAAGCUGUUUGAUGCGGAUCCAAACAUCCUAAAUGCUUUGGCAGACACUGAUAUUGAAGUCAUGGUGGGUGUUAAGAAUGUUGAACUCGAUAAGUUGACCGAAAAGAUAAAUGCUGCAACAUGGGUCAAGAAAAACGUCGUCAGAUAUGUUGACAAUAAAGUCAAGAUAACGAGUGUAGCUGUUGGUAAUGAGCCGUUUCUGAAGGACUAUAAAGAUAUGUUCCUCAACUCAACACGACCAGCAUUGGAGAAUAUCCAAAAUGCCCUUGAUGAUGCAAAACUUGGAGAUAAAAUCAAGGCCUCGGUUCCAUUCAAUGGGGACGUUUACAUGUCCCCACCAUGGAGGGCUGUGCCGUCUGCAGGUAUUUUUCGUCCCGAUGUUGCUGAUGAGGUCGAAGAUAUAGUGGAUUUCCUUGCAAAGAACAAGGCUCCAUUUAUUGUCAAUAUCUUCCCAUUCUUGAGCCUUACAUUGGGUGAUGCUGGUUUUCCUAUCGAUUAUGCAUUUUUUGACGGUGAUGGUGUUGUCCAAGAUGGAAACUACAAGUACACAAAUGUGUUUGAUGCAAACUAUGACACUUGUGUAUCAGCUUUGAAACAAAUUGGUCACGAGAACAUGCCUAUCGUGGUUGGGGAGAUAGGUUGGCCCACUGAUGGAAAUAAAUGGGCCAACACCUCCCUUGCUUCACGAUUUUAUAACGGGUUGUUGCCACGACUAGCAGGCAAUAAUGGGACACAUUUGCGCCCAGGUCAUAUAGAAGUGUACCUCUUUGGACUGUUAGAUGAAGAUAAAAAAAGCAUACUUCCCGGUGACUUUGAGCGACAUUGGGGUAUCUUUGACUAUGCUGGUCAGCCAAAGUUUGAAACAAGCUUAGCUGGAAAGGACAAUAACAAGACAUUGGUAGGAGCCAAAAACGUCGGGUAUCAAUCUACGAAAUGGUGCAUUCUGAAGGAACACGAGUCUCAUGACAAGAAGAAACUCAAUGAGAGCAUGACUUAUGCUUGUGACCGUGCAGACUGUAGUGCAUUUGCUGAUGGUGGAUCAUGUAGUGGACUUCAUGAUGCUGACAAGACGUCUUAUGCAAUAAACACUUUCUUCCAAGUGGCAAACCAGUCGAAAGCUAGCUGUGAUUUCGGUGGAAUAGCCACUGAAGUUCAGAAAGACCCGUCUACGGGUCAUUGCAAGUUUAACAUUCAAAUCAAGCCAUAUGACCAUCAUGAAGAUUCAGAAUCAUCACCGUCACCAUCACCACCACGGUCCUCAUCAUCACAUUUCACCAGUCCUCGACCUGCUAUGGUGGUUUUGGUCAUCUUGAUCAUGGCUUCAUUAACUUUCUUUUAGUUAGCACACAUAUCUCAGAUACUUCAUUCAAAUGGAUACAAUAACCAGAUUAAUAAGUACAUUAUAUUAUGUCUAGAUAUAAUCAUCGGGUCAUUAUAGGUUAUAGUUUCAAAACAACUCUGGAUAGGAAAGGGAAAA
Molecule: messenger RNA, 1662 nt
Organism: Erigeron canadensis
Lineage: Eukaryota; Viridiplantae; Streptophyta; Magnoliopsida; Asterales; Asteraceae
Product: glucan endo-1,3-beta-glucosidase 8-like
Exons: 2
Coding region: 1-1524 (507 amino acids)
Biological process (GO): carbohydrate metabolic process
Cellular component (GO): plasma membrane
Molecular function (GO): hydrolase activity, hydrolyzing O-glycosyl compounds
Source: RefSeq, a predicted model, not a curated record